Drosophila innubila is the source of this 2606-nucleotide messenger RNA. It is a transcript of the gene Plap, whose product is annotated as phospholipase A-2-activating protein. Gene Ontology annotation, cellular component: nucleus; cytoplasm. Gene Ontology annotation, biological process: proteasome-mediated ubiquitin-dependent protein catabolic process; ubiquitin recycling. The record is from RefSeq and is a predicted model, not a curated record. Bases 147 to 2507 code for a protein of 786 amino acids. The transcript has 5 exons. Gene Ontology annotation, molecular function: ubiquitin binding. Lineage: Eukaryota; Metazoa; Arthropoda; Insecta; Diptera; Drosophilidae.
AAAGUGAUUCGCUCAAUUGAUCUUACAUCGAUAACGAACGAAUCGAUAAUUAAAUUAUUUUUUUAUUGUGCGACACAACUCUGCUUGAUUUGCCAAAAAAAAAAAGCCGGUGAAAAAUUGCAAAGUCAGUGAAGAAUCGCGAAAAAAUGGAGCCCACGCUGGACAAUUACAAACUGAGCUGCGAAUUAUUAGGCCAUAGUUUGGAUGUGCGUGCCGUGGCAGCUGGAGCAAAUGCAGCCGGCGGUGGCCAAUUGGUUUUGUCUGGUUCACGCGAUAAAACCACAAAAAUCUGGAAGCCAAUCGGCAAUGAGUACAUCGAGAGCGUAACUCUGCAGGACCACAAAAACUUUAUAUCCUACAUAUAUUUCCUGGAGUCGGAGCAGUGGAUUUGCACGGCAAGCAAUGAUGCCACUAUUUGCAUCUAUCAGCAGGAUGCAUUUGUGCCGCUCCUGACUCUCAAGGGUCACGAGUCGACUGUCUGUGCCCUCUCUGCGGGCCUCAAGUCACGCAGUCUCAUCAGCGGCAGCUGGGAUAAAACCGCACGUGUGUGGAUCAUCAGUGAAACUGGAGAUGUGACGCACAUCUCGCUCCAGGGACACGAGGCGGCUGUUUGGGCAGUUGCCACAUUGCCCACACAGCAGAAAUAUGUCACUGGCGGCGCUGACAAGUGCAUCUACUAUUGGAAUGCACAGGGCGAGAAACUCCGUCUACUCAAAGGUCACACGGACUGUGUACGUGGCCUAAUCCCGUUGCCUGCCAAUUCGCUGCUUUCCUGCGGCAACGAUGCUGUGCUACGCUUCUGGAACGAGGAUGGUGAAUGUGUGCGUGAGCUGAGCGGCCAUACCAACUAUAUAUAUGCCCUGGCACGCAACAAGGCGCUCGGCGAGCAUGUGGUUGUCUCUUGUGGCGAGGACAGCACGCUGCGCAUGUGGAAUGUGAUUACGGGUGAGCAGCUCGGCGCUCCCAUUCUGCAUCCAGCGAUUUCCGUGUGGUCCGUGACUUGUCUGCUGAAUGGCGACAUUGUCACCGGCUGCAGCGAUGGCGUUGUCCGUGUGUUCACCCAGGAUCCGGCGCGUCAGGCAAAGGAGGGUCUUGCACAGGCCUUUAACAUGGCCGUUGCCACGCACAAAUCGCUACUCAGCGAGGAAAUUGGCGGCGUCAAGAAGACCGAUCUGCCUGGACCGGAGGCUUUGCUAGCGAAUGGCACACGCGAGGGUCAAACGAAAAUGGUGCGUGAAACGGACGGAUCCGUCAAGUGUUACAUGUGGGAGCUGGGCAAAUGGAGUCUGGUUGGCGAUGUCACUGGCGCCACGGGCGGCACACAGUCCAACUCCGGCAAGAAACUGCAUGAGGGCAAGGAGUACGAUUUUGUGUUUAAUGUCGAUAUAUCCGAUACGGAGCCGCCCAUUAAGUUGCCCUACAAUCGCGGCGAGGAUCCCUGGCAAGCUGCCCAAAGCUUUAUACAUCGCAAUAAUCUGCCGCAAGCAUAUCUCGAUCAAGUGGCCAAUUUCAUCGUGAAGAAUUCUCAAAGUGCACAAGCACCUGUAACCCAAGCUUCUGUUGGCUAUCAGGAUCCGUUUACGGGCGGUUCACGAUAUCUGCCCGGAUCUAGCAAUAUUAAUGUACAAAGCGGUGGCAACAUGGAUCCUUUUACAGGUGCCUCCAGCUACUCCACCACGAGCAAGCCCUCCAAUGUGGAUGUCAACUUUGUGCGGGGCAGCGAUAAGCACUUUCCAGUGAGCAGUUAUCGCACCUUUGACACUUGCGAUGCCAGCAAAGUGCUGGACAAGAUGAAGGAGUUUAACAAUAAACUGACGAACGCUGAGGGAAAAGUCGGCGAUGAGUUGCUGCACGCUGUCAUACGCAUGACAGACAAUUCACCUGAGCUGGACCCCACGGCCUUGGAGGCACUGAUGAUACUGCUGAAGUGGCCAGCCGGCAUGCUCUUCCCAGUGCUCGACGUACUCCGUCUUGCGGUGCGUCAUGAGGCCAUCUUCAGUCUGCUGCACAACAGUCACAAUUUCUUGAGCUACAUUGUGCCACAGUUGAGCGGUGCGGCGGCUAAUCAGCUCAUGGUUUGCCGUUGCCUGGCCAAUGCCUUGAGCCACAACGUGGGACGGCAACAGAUUGAGGCGCAGCUGCCACAGAUCAUUGAGCUCGUCAGUGGCAUACGAGCUGGCAGCCCAAAUUUGCAGAUAGCCAUUGCUACCUUUUAUUUGAAUGUAACCAUUGCACAGACCCAAGGCCAGGCCAGACCCGAGGUGUGCCAUGUGACCACAUCGGGUGUUGUGGAGCUGCUCAAGUGGGCCAAGGAUCUGGAGGCCUGGUAUCGUUCCAUGCAGGCCAUUGGCAAUUUAACGACAACACCUUGUGGCCAAGAGACUGUGGCUCAGGUUGUCUCCGUCGAUUAUGUUAUGGAUAAACUGCGUGAGCUGACAAAUACACCGCAGGAUGAGAACUUCACCAAGGUCAAUCUGGUGGGACAGGCGCUACUCGCUGCAUUCUGAAAUCAUCUCCUUCAGCAUGCAUUUAUUUUGAAAUUUUUGUAUUGGAGUGCGUCGUUUUGAGGGUUUUCUUAUUUAAUAAAUACAUUUUGCUUAGUCUAA